Molecule: messenger RNA, 828 nt
Organism: Yamadazyma jaroonii
Lineage: Eukaryota; Fungi; Ascomycota; Pichiomycetes; Serinales; Debaryomycetaceae
Source: the annotation of a GenBank genome assembly
AUGACUUCAACACAACAACAAGAUUUAAGUAUCUUUAAGGAUAAUACUAUAGUAAGUGAUCAUAUAUUGACUUCACCCAAUUCAUAUUUAACUUUGAUUUCUCAUGUUGAAGGAACCCAACCCACUUGGUUGGUGAAUUCAUUGAUUGAAAGUUCACUACAAGGAACUUCUACUUUGGUUAAUAAAGAUUUAAACAGGAAACUUAUCAACAGAAGUGAACUUUAUAUGAUAUCUUUCCUCAAUAAUGAAGAUUAUUACGUCAGAAAUUGUAAAAAGAAUGGAUUAGACUUAUCAAGAGAAAGUAAAUUCAAAUUCAUCGAUUGUUUCACAGAUUUAUUCACUAAAAUCAUCACCAACCCCGAAAAUGCCAUUGCUGAUAUCGACAGACUCUUUGAGUCCAUUUUCAAACAAAUAUCGACAUCUAAAAGUGAUAAAAAGAUCAUAAUUUUGGAAAGUCCUGAAAUACUUCUCGCAUCUACCAACAUAUCAUCCAUAAAGUUGAAUAAUUUAAUCUUGAAACUCAAUAGAUUAUGUCGUAACCUUUAUAUAAUAACGUCACACGAUCAUCCUCAAAUAGUUGAUGUUAAUAAUCAAGAUAUCAAUGACCCAGCAUUCGAAACAACUGACUUCUUGAUUAAAUUACAUUACAAAUCCAAUGUUAACAUUCAUUUCGAACCUUUAACCACAGGAAGAGCCGAUGAUAUCACUGGGAUUCUAACCGUAUCUAAAGGUUCAUUGCCUUUCAAAGAGAGUACAAUCAGUAUUAAUGAAAAGAGUUAUACUUAUAAUGUAUCGAAAGAAUCCAAUAUUAAAAUAUAUUUCAGGUAG